Cylicocyclus nassatus is the source of this 950-nucleotide messenger RNA. The record is from the annotation of a GenBank genome assembly. Lineage: Eukaryota; Metazoa; Nematoda; Chromadorea; Rhabditida; Strongylidae.
GAUAGACAAUGCCGUUUGGAAAAAUUUGUAUAUCGCCUGUACCUCGUGUGCCCAGAAGAAGUGGUACUCCCAUAAAUUCAAGGGGGAACACUCCUGACUCUUGGGGAGCGGCUUGUGCUUCUCCCAGUGAUUUCAAGAGUCGUUCUCCAUCGCCUAGAAUACCGCCUGGGGGAGACUGGAUCGCUUGGGCAGAUAAAUUAGAGGCCGACUUGGCCAAAACUACGGCUGAGUUGGAAGCUGCCAAGCAUGAGAUUGUAAGACUAGAGCACCCACCACCGUGUGCGAAAUGUGCUGAGCUCAAAAAAAACUAUGAAGAGUGCCAAGUGCACUUCAGAAUUUUGGUUGCAAAAAGUAUGCACGAGUCGGAGGCUGCUGAAAAGGCACGUAUUGUAGAGCGAAGAAGAAGUAUGAAUUUGAAUAAGGAGUUGAUUGAGCUGCACGAUGAUCUCCACAAUGUUAGGCGUGUGUUUGUGUACAAUGAAGAACUUCUACGCCAACCACAAACGCUACUAGAAGAAGCGCUUUAUGAAGAAGAAGUUGUACUGUCUUGUUUGGUUAGGGGUGAGGUCGAAGAGACUUGGUUAAAAGUUCAAGAGAAUAACACCGUGGAGGUUGCCGUUAUGGUUUUAAACAAUGAUGGUGAACGUGUCACGCUUUCCUGUAUUUUGCAUAACACGCACAACGAGCCGUUCAACGUGUGCAAUGGGGCAAACUGGAAAGCUGACAGAACUUGCGUAGUUCUGCACUUUGGCAAUUUGGUGAUUACGAAAUAUGGAGAAAAAAUAGCGUUCGAUAAAGCCUUUGUGGGAGUGUUGGCAAGAGGUACUACUAAUUCAUUAUUAUUAAUUAAUGUAGCCGACAAUGGCCUUGCUGCCUUACUUAGCGAAAAACGUAAUAGGCUUUGAUAUGUGCUAAAAUAAUCAAUGUUUGGUGUUAUUUUAUAAUUAUCU